Messenger RNA from Seriola dumerili (greater amberjack), 2533 nucleotides. RefSeq names its product serine/threonine-protein kinase D3-like (gene prkd4). The transcript has 20 exons. Gene Ontology annotation, molecular function: protein serine/threonine kinase activity; ATP binding. Lineage: Eukaryota; Metazoa; Chordata; Actinopteri; Carangiformes; Carangidae. Gene Ontology annotation, biological process: protein phosphorylation. The record is from RefSeq and is a predicted model, not a curated record. The coding region runs from base 95 to 2476 and encodes 793 amino acids.
CUGUAACCUUGUUGAGAUACUGUUCUGCGACUGAGGUGAAACAUCGGAGCGUGAAUGAACCAGGGUUAGAAAUUUUCCCACAGGCUUCCUCUCCAUGUCCGCAGUGGCUCCCUCCAGUCCCACCAGUCUCGCGGUGCCGGCUCUAGUCCAGUUCCAGCUCGGCCUGUUCAGGGAGGUGGUUCAAGUCCCUGCCAGCAACCUGAGCUACCGCCAUGCCAAGAGGCUGGCUGCAGAGGUCAUAGAGCGCAAGGCUCCAGACUGCAGCGUGGUCGGCGUCGGGGAGAAGAUUUUGCUGUUCCGACAUCAGCCCGCCUCUGAGCAGCUGCUGCAGCGCCUGACAGACCGCGACGAGCUGCAGGAUGGAGACCUCAUCGAGGUCAUCAUCGCAGUAUCAGCCUCCGUGACCGAGAUGAGGAUCCGUCCACACUCCCUGCUGGUCUACUCGUACCGGACUCCCACUUUCUGUCACCACUGUGGAGAAAUGCUGUGGGGCCUCGUUCGACAGGGGUUAAAAUGUGACGGGUGUGGAUUGGACUUCCAUAAACGUUGCGCCUUCCAGUUGCCCAACGACUGUAGUCGAACGCGGCGUCAGGUCAGCACCAGCCUCUCCCUGUUUCCUCCCCGACGACCCCGUGUGCACUCCCUCUCUAAUCAGGCGGGAGGCAGUCUGGAGGAGAUCAGCAUGUCCAAGCCCUCAUCCAGGCCUCCGUCCUGGGCAGAGCCUCCGGUGUGGCUGGGUGUCGGGUGUGGGGACAAGAGCAGGGCUCAGGUCCCUCACACCUUCCACAUCCACAGCUACACCAAACCCACCGUGUGCCAGUACUGCUACCGGCUGCUCAAGGGGCUCUUCAGACAGGGGCUGCAGUGCUCAGACUGCAGGUUUAACUGCCACCGGCGCUGCGAGCCUUUAGUCGCCAGAGACUGUCCGGGAGAGAGGAGAGGCGUCAACGGCGAAGAAUCCACAGCAGCUGGUCACAGCUGCCCACCAGACCCAGACGACAAUGAGUCAGAGCUCACCAGUAUAACAACACUAGAUCUCUCUGACGACGAGAUGUCCACUGACGGUGACUCGCCGGCAGAGUUCAGGGAGGUCGAGCCAAUCAGUCCGUGUUUCAGCAGCAACAUCCCUCUGAUGAGGCUCGUCCAGUCGGUGCAUCACACUAAGAGGAGAGCCGGUGGAGUCCUGAGAGAGGGGUGGCUGCUGCACCACACCAACACUGACAUGCUGAGGAAACGUCAUUACUGGAUCUUGGACAGGAAGAGCAUCACUCUGUACCAGAACGAGAUCAGCACCAAGUACUACAAAGAGAUCCCUCUGUCCCAGGUGCUGCAGGUCCGAGGCCCCGCCCAGCUCUCCACGCCUUUGUUGCCGGGCGACAGCGCUCACUCCUUUGAGGUGGUGACGGCCUCGCUGGUGUACUGCGUGGUGGCGGGAGAGGACGGGCCCGCCUGGGAGAGCGCCAUCCAUCAGGGUCUGAUGCCCGUGGAGAGCAGCGAGGGACACGACGACAACCGCGAUGAUCAUUCACACAGAGACAGCACGGACAUCAGCUCGGUGUACCAGAUCUUUACGGACGAGGUGCUGGGUUCAGGACAGUUUGGAGUGGUGUACAGAGGUACUCACAGGAAGUCGGGUCGGCCAGUCGCCAUCAAAGUCAUCGACAAGACGCGUUUCCCCACCAAACAAGACAGACAGCUGAGGAACGAAGUGUCCAUAUUGCAGAAUCUGUCGCACCCCGGUGUGGUUCUGUUGGAGGGGAUGUUCGAGACCGUCGAGCACGUCUUUGUCGUCAUGGAGAAGCUCCAUGGAGACAUGCUGGAGAUGAUUCUGUCCAGUGAGAAAGGACGACUCCCUGAACGCAACACUCGCUUCCUGGUUAUGCAGAUCCUUGAGGCUUUGCGCUAUCUGCACUUCAAACAUAUCGCUCACUGCGACCUCAAACCUGAGAAUGUUCUUCUGGCCUCUGCAGACCCCUUUCCUCAGGUGAAGCUGUGCGACUUCGGCUUCGCCCGCAUCAUCGGCGAGAAGUCGUUCCGCCGCUCGGUCGUGGGGACGCCGGCCUACCUGGCGCCUGAGGUGAUCAGCAGCUGCGGCUACAACCGCUCUCUGGACAUGUGGUCUGUGGGCGUCAUCACGUAUGUGAGCCUGAGCGGGACGUUCCCCUUCAACGAGGACGAGGACAUCAGGCAGCAGAUCACCAACGCUGCCUUCAUGUACCCGCGACAAACCUGGGCCUCCACCUCACUGGAGGCGGUGAGUCUCAUCAAUAACCUGCUGCAGGUGUCGGUGAGGAGGAGGUUCAGUGUGGGCAAAGCUCUGGGACACACCUGGCUGCAGGACUUCCAGCUGUGGUGCGACCUCAGGGAGUUCGAGCAGAGGAUGGGCUGCAGGUAUCUGACACACAAAGGGGACGAGGAGCGCUGGAUACGCUAUGCCCAGGAGAGAGGCCUGAAUUUCCCCUCCCACCUCAGCUGACACGUGACCUCAGCACAAGGGUUUAAAGCCAGGUGGUCAAGUCUCUCCAGACGACGG